UCACAAAUCCGAACUUCCAGCCAAUGGCCGUGCUGCGCUGAGGAGCUGCUGCUUUGCAUAGCGCCGCUAUAAAAGCGGCUCCCAGCGGCAUCUGCUUCAUUUCGUUCUCUGGAAGCGUUGUUGUUUAGCGUUUGUUCUGUGCUCCACUUUGAUAAUCAUGCCUGAGCCGGCCAAGUCUGCUCCCGCCCCCAAGAAGGGCUCCAAGAAGGCGGUCACCAAGACCCAGAAGAAGGGUGAUAAGAAAAGACGAAAGACUAGAAAAGAGAGCUACUCAAUCUACGUGUACAAGGUGCUGAAGCAGGUGCACCCCGACACGGGCAUCUCGUCCAAGGCCAUGGGCAUCAUGAACUCGUUCGUCAACGACAUCUUCGAGCGCAUCGCCGGCGAGGCGUCGCGCCUGGCGCACUACAACAAGCGCUCGACCAUCACGUCGCGGGAGAUCCAGACGGCCGUGCGGCUGCUGCUGCCCGGUGAGCUGGCCAAGCACGCGGUCUCGGAGGGCACCAAGGCGGUCACCAAGUACACCAGCUCCAAGUAGAGUGGUCCUGAACCUCACUGAAAACCCAAAGGCUCUUUUCAGAGCCACCCACACUUUCAGUAAAAGAGCUAAAAUACUAAGAA
Coturnix japonica (Japanese quail) is the source of this 621-nucleotide messenger RNA. RefSeq names its product histone H2B 5. NCBI's taxonomy places the organism in Eukaryota, Metazoa, Chordata, Aves, Galliformes, Phasianidae. The record is from RefSeq and is a predicted model, not a curated record. Gene Ontology annotation, molecular function: structural constituent of chromatin; DNA binding; protein heterodimerization activity. Gene Ontology annotation, cellular component: nucleosome.